GGGCGGGCAAUGGUCAGUACGUUUGCAGCACCAUGGACAUACGCGAGUUCUGCCGAAGACUGCCCAAAGUGGAGCUACAUGCACACCUCAACGGCUCAAUCGAUAACGACACACUCUACAAAUUGAUGGACCUGUACAAAGCAAAACAUGAGGAAUUACCGCUGGAGGCAUCGGACAAGUCAAUAUACGCUAUCAAACAAGGAGAAACCCGAACGCUGGCUCAGUGUUUCGAUGUAUUUAGAGCCAUUCACGCGCUGACGGGCUCGGAAGAGGCGAUCUCAAUAGUAGCCAAGGAUGUGGUACAGGGCUUUGCAAACGAUGGUGUGAGGUACCUGGAGCUUCGGACCACUCCCAAGGAUACUCCCACCAGUGCCGAGUAUGUGCGCACAGUCAUCGACGCACUGAAAACAGCUCAAGACAAACACCAAGGUGCAAUCGUCGUACGGCUUAUACUCAGCAUCGAUAGAAGGGGUUCAGUAGAGAAGGCUCUGGAGACCGUCAGGAUAGCAGCGCAGAAUAAACCGUUUGUUGUGGGCGUGGAUUUCAGUGGAGAUCCAACGCACAAAGACGCGCGCGAUUUUCAGAGUGCAUGGGACCUAGCCAGACAGAAGGAUUUGAAACUCGCAAUCCACUUUGCGGAGAUAAAGAACACCGAAGAAAGCCUGUACAUUGUCAAUGAACUCAAAGCUGAUCGCAUUGGCCAUGGAUGCUUCAUGCAGGACGGCGUGGAAGACGCAGUGUUGAAGGCCCAGAUACCACUAGAGAUAUGCAUGUCGUCCAAUGUAAUGGGACAGUCUGUGAAGGACUACGAUGAUCAUCACUUCCACGACCUGUACGAGAAGGACUAUCCUUGUGCGAUAAGUACUGAUGACAUGGGCGUGUUCUCCACAACACUGUCACACGAGUAUGCUAUGGCGGCUCGCAAAUUGGACAUUCCACAGCCACGUAUUUGGGACCUUUCAUACCGCACAAUCGACUUCAUAUUCGCAGAGGUUGAGGUUAAAGAUCAAUUGCGUGAAAUUUGGAAUUCGGAAAAGGUAUUGCUAGCAAAUUCAGCAAAAACCGGUUAGUGUACCCCACGAUCUGAGUGUCAGUGGUAACACUUUAACACUCUAAACCCUAAAACACUUAACACUGAGUUAAUUGAAAUAGAAACUUAGAAACUAAAUAGUGACCUAGAUAGAAUCAGGGUAUUCGUUGGUAAAGUCUCGACCAGAUGAUGCGAUCUGAUCCAGGUUGAAGUUGUUGACCUACGGUUGUUUUGGAUUGUACAUUUUUCAAAAGUUAAAUUCAAAUGCAAGUCACUUGUACAAUAAACUAAGCAUUGCUAUAUAUCCCAGCACGAGCGGAA
This is a messenger RNA of Sphaeroforma arctica JP610, 1351 nucleotides long. RefSeq lists its product as hypothetical. The transcript is spliced from 11 exons. The coding region runs from base 33 to 1070 and encodes 345 amino acids. The record is from RefSeq and is a predicted model, not a curated record. Gene Ontology annotation, biological process: adenosine catabolic process; inosine biosynthetic process. Lineage: Eukaryota; Ichthyosporea; Ichthyophonida. Gene Ontology annotation, molecular function: adenosine deaminase activity.